Messenger RNA from Pyricularia pennisetigena, 1140 nucleotides. RefSeq lists its product as uncharacterized. Lineage: Eukaryota; Fungi; Ascomycota; Sordariomycetes; Magnaporthales; Pyriculariaceae. Bases 1 to 1140 code for a protein of 379 amino acids. Gene Ontology annotation, biological process: biosynthetic process. The transcript is spliced from 2 exons. The record is from RefSeq and is a predicted model, not a curated record. Gene Ontology annotation, molecular function: acyltransferase activity, transferring groups other than amino-acyl groups.
AUGAGCGGCUCGGGAGUCAAAACCCACGCCCUCGGCGACUUCCAGCUGACCUCGGGCGAGAUCCUCCCGGGCGCCUUCAUCGCCUACGAGACCUUUGGCGAGCCCAGCAGCCCGGCAAUCAUCUACCCGACGUGGUACUCGGGGAGCAUCUCGGACAACCACUGGCUCGUGGGACCGGGGAGGGCCCUGGACCCGGCCCGGUACUACAUUGUGAUCCCGGCGCUGUUCGGCGGCGGCCAGUCCUCCAGCCCGAGCAACAUGCCGCACCUCGCGGGGACCAGGCCCUUCCCCGACGUCACGUUCCGCGACAACGUCACGGCGCAGCACCGCCUGGCGACCGAGCACCUCGGCAUCUCGCGCGCGCGCGCCGUCCUGGGCUGGAGCAUGGGCGCCGCCCAGACCUACCAGUGGCUGACGCAGUACCCGGACUUUAUGGAUCUCGCCGUGCCCUUCUGCGGCAGCGCCAGGACGAGCCUGCACAACCAGGUCUUCCUCGAGGGCGUCAAGAGCGCCCUGCUGGCCGCCAAGGGCGCCUCGUCCGCCGGCAGCUGCGCCGGCGAGAACGGCUCCGCCGGCGGGUAUCGGACUUGGACGGCCCAGGAAAGGGUCACGGGUCUCAAGGCGCUCGGGAGGGUCUACGCCGGCUGGGGUUUCAGCCAGGCCUUUUACCGCGAGAGGCUAUACGAGGGUAUGGGAUACGGGAGCUUGGAGGAUUUCAUGGUCGGGUUCUGGGAGGCGUGGGCCUGCUCAAAAGAUCCGGAGAACAUGCUCGUGAUGCUCCACACAUGGCAGGCUGGAGACGUCUCCAAUCAAGAGCCCUACGGCGGGAGUUUCGAAUCGGCCAUGAAGGGCAUCAAGGCCAAGACUUUGGUGUUGCCUGGAAAGACUGAUCUGUACUUCCCACCGGAGGACAGCGAGCAUGAGGUGCAAUGCAUGAAAGAGGGCGUCGGGAAGUGCAUCGCUUUCCCAUCGAUAUGGGGCCAUUGGCAAGUAUCCCUUUUCACGAGUGCAUUUCGAGAAUGGAACGUGUUAACAUUUUCUUCUACGCAUAGGGCUGGAGGACCGGGACAAAGCAAGGUCGACGUGGAGUGGCUUGAUGAGAAGCUGAAGAUUUUCCUGGGAACUGGUGAAUUCCCGUAA